Messenger RNA from Melopsittacus undulatus (budgerigar), 3163 nucleotides. RefSeq names its product Ras related GTP binding C (gene RRAGC). Gene Ontology annotation, cellular component: lysosome; Gtr1-Gtr2 GTPase complex; nucleus. Gene Ontology annotation, molecular function: GTPase activity; GTP binding. Gene Ontology annotation, biological process: cellular response to starvation; negative regulation of autophagy. NCBI's taxonomy places the organism in Eukaryota, Metazoa, Chordata, Aves, Psittaciformes, Psittaculidae. The record is from RefSeq and is a predicted model, not a curated record. The transcript is spliced from 7 exons. Bases 32 to 1261 code for a protein of 409 amino acids.
AGGGGCGGCACUGGGCCGGGCGCUGGCGGACAUGGCGCUGCAGUUCGGCGGGGCGGGCGCGGCGGGUGCGGCGGAGGAGCCGCCGUUGGUCGGGGGCAGCUUCGGGGCCGCGGACUCCUUCCCCAAGGACUUCGGCUACGGGGAGGAGGAGGAGGAGGCGGAGCUGGAGGGGGGCCCAGGCCCCGGCGGGCCCGGCGGCGGUGCGGGAGGGCCCGGCGGCGGCGCGGCCGGGGCGGACUCCAAGCCGCGGAUCCUGCUGAUGGGGCUGCGGCGCAGCGGGAAGUCCUCCAUCCAGAAGGUGGUGUUUCACAAAAUGUCUCCAAAUGAAACUCUGUUCUUGGAAAGUACCAACAAGAUCUACAAAGAUGAUAUUUCCAACAGUUCAUUUGUGAAUUUCCAAAUAUGGGAUUUUCCUGGACAGAUGGACUUUUUUGAUCCCACAUUUGAUUAUGAGAUGAUCUUCAGAGGAACUGGUGCUCUAAUAUAUGUUAUUGAUGCCCAGGAUGACUACAUGGAAGCUUUAACAAGACUCCACAUUACAGUUUCAAAAGCCUACAAGGUCAACCCAGAAAUGAACUUUGAAGUUUUUAUUCAUAAAGUUGAUGGUUUAUCAGAUGACCAUAAAAUAGAAACUCAGAGGGAUAUUCAUCAGAGGGCAAAUGAUGACCUUACGGAUGCUGGGCUUGAAAAGCUUCACCUUAGCUUUUAUUUGACCAGUAUCUAUGACCAUUCAAUAUUUGAAGCCUUCAGUAAAGUGGUACAGAAGCUUAUUCCACAACUGCCAACGCUGGAAAAUCUACUAAAUAUCUUUAUAUCAAAUUCAGGCAUUGAAAAGGCUUUUCUCUUCGAUGUAGUCAGCAAAAUCUACAUCGCAACAGACAGUUCCCCUGUGGACAUGCAGUCAUAUGAGUUGUGCUGUGACAUGAUUGAUGUAGUGAUAGAUGUUUCCUGUAUAUAUGGGUUAAAGGAAGAUGGCACUGGAAGUGCUUAUGAUAAAGAAUCAAUGGCAAUUAUCAAGCUCAAUAACACAACAGUCCUGUACUUAAAGGAAGUAACAAAGUUUUUGGCAUUAGUUUGCAUUCUUAGAGAAGAGAGUUUUGAACGCAAAGGUCUGAUAGACUACAAUUUUCAUUGCUUCCGCAAAGCCAUUCAUGAAGUCUUUGAGGUAGGUGUUGCCUCCCACAGAAUCUGCAACCAUCAGUCAAGCGCCUCAAAUAUGAAAGCAGUGACUCACAAUGGCACACCCAGGAAUGCAGUCUAAGAGGAGAGUGAAAGGCCCUGGAUAGACUUGUCAGCUCUUCACUCCAAAUUUUUGUGGAACAAGAGAAGAGUAGUCUGAAAGCCUGAAGUAAUGUUUCACAGGAGAAGAGUGGCGCAAACUGUGGAGCAGCAGCUUGUAACUCAUGUUGGACAACUGCAACUACUGUAAAAAUACUUUGAGGCCAGUGGAGUGAGAAAUGCCAGUUUGAAACCAGCUUUAUCGCAAGAGCAGUGGGUUUUCAGUUUGGAGUUCUGUUUUAUAACAGUCUGGUUGCCAGGUCAAAACUUACAAAUGAAUGAAUUUUGGGUGAAACACUGAAUGGUCACUUGCUCAACUGUUUGGGUUUUUUCUUUUUUUAGAUUAAUCUAUAAAACAUCCACUUUUGCUUUAGUUUACCCUUUUGUCAUGAACAACAAAAGUGGUGGCAUUAUUUAGGCUUGUGAAACUCAAGCUUUUUGUUUGGUGGGGCUGGUCUCACAAAUCAUUCCAUAAAAUAAUUCUUGUUCUUACUGAUGUGCUCAGAGUAUCCUCAUGGAUUCUGUACUCGUUCAGUGGAUGCAAGGUAGAGCUCUGUUCUAGUGAUUCUCUGGUGGUUUGGAGAGCUGACCUGGAGCUUUGUUUUAAGAGAUCGUGAUACUUUGCUUUCAGACCACGCUUCUUGGUAUGUCCCCUUUGAAGGAAGGGAAGUAUUAAAAGCAGAAAUAAACUACCUAUUCUCUUCUGCAAAAACACAGAUGUUAUAAAUCUGUGUGAUUAAUCCUAUUCACAAAACAAAUGCAUGGCUAACUAAACUGGAAUGUCUGCCAUCCAUUGGAGUAAAGCAACCACUUUCAGCUGCUCCCAAGUGGAAAAAUUAUGAAGUUAAUGGCUUCUGAUGGUGGAUCUCUCUCUACCCUCACUGAUAACCAAGACAAUUCCUAGGAAAAUGUCUGAGGGCAUUAUCCUUGCAUGGCAAUUAAAUUUCAGUGUGCCACAACCUACUAAUAAUACUGGACCUUGAAAGAGUGUUGAUUCUGUACUGUGGCAAACACCUUUUUUGUCGCCAUGCAAUCCAAAUAGAACAGUGGGGUUUUGUUUUUUUGUUUUGGUUUUUUUUUUUCCUGAUUUUGUGAAUGCUGGCUUUCAUACUACGGGAAGUAUAUCUGAAUUCUUUUAAUCUAAUCUAUUGGUAUUGGUAUUAUUACUGCAGAUGUCAUACUGUACAUCAGCCUUGCUAUGCAGUAAGCUCAGCUACUGGCCCGUAAAGAUCUUGCCUCUUUUUACCUGUCCCUGUGUGUGUGUUGGUGUUGCCAAGCCACUGGACCAACUGACUAUAUAAAGUGCCACUAUAAAAGUUUCUGCAAGAAGACCUGUACCCGUAAGCAGUCUCUGCAACUGAUGUAUUUAUGUGGUCACAAAUAACCACGGGAUUGCUUCUGUGCUUAGAGAAUGGAUUUUCAUCAAAAUAUGUAAAAAAGAAUAUACAUGCAUUAACAUUAGGUUGUAUGCACAUGCUGUGUAAAUGUUUUUCCUUUGUUUUAAAGAUAUUGUACGAUACUAAAUACAUAAAGGAUCUGCUCCCGGAGUUACUAGGAGACUUGGGAGUUCAAGUGCUCUCCUUAAAGUCUCUUAGUAGCAGUUCUACUCAGUGGUUCUGAACUGAGGCUGAGCCCCUUUUUGGUAACGGAACAGCAGGGUUUUCUUAGGAAGUGCUGCGGGCUUGUAAGAUCAGGUUUUGUGGCUUGCAAGCCCCAUCCCAGUGUUCUGGUACUCAAGGUGAGAGGAAGUAACUGGCAAGAGCCCAGGAAGGAAGAAAUCAUUCCCAUUUGUGCAGUGAGUUUUCCAUGUUCGAAGUACACGUGUACGUUCCUUUGUCUUCACCCUCUACCUGAUUCUGUGCUAAUAAAAUGAAAAAAGCUGAAA